Lichtheimia ornata is the source of this 597-nucleotide messenger RNA. RefSeq lists its product as uncharacterized. Lineage: Eukaryota; Fungi; Mucoromycota; Mucoromycetes; Mucorales; Lichtheimiaceae. The record is from RefSeq and is a predicted model, not a curated record. Bases 1 to 597 code for a protein of 198 amino acids. The transcript has a single exon.
AUGACGGUCAGCAAUAUCCGUAAUCAUCCUUACACCUUUGAACAUGCACUGCAGCACUCGAGUGACUAUACACCACCCCAUCAAGUAAAUCGACAGCAGCAGCGAACAGGCUAUUUUACAUGGCUUGUAUUUAUGCAAGUCAAAUGGGUACCAUUUGAUGCUACCAAUCAAACCAAGCUGGAGCAAACACUGAACCUUGGAGGAACGUUUGUGGAUAUUGAGGAUUCCCACUUUCCAGGGGUGAAGCGUGUAAGGGCCUUUCCAAAGUCAAACUAUAUCUCUUACCUUGGAGUCAAAUAUCGCUUAUCGCGAGUGAUGCAGCCGGAUGCUUGGAUUGAUCCUGCUCCAACAGAAGAACCUGUCUCUUCAGGUUUGGAAGAUCCUUCAUCCAUUGGCUAUCGUCUUUUGCCUUCUCCAUUUUCUUCCUCAUCAAAAUCGCCACCACUGCUAACCCCACCACGCGACCAAACCACUGCUGCUACUGCCGUUGUUGCUUCUAAUAGUAAUACUACCUCUACUACCACUACUACCAAUGCUGCAACAGGCUAUUAUUAUUAUGAACCAAUAGCUGCACCAAUAACAUCGCAUGUUUCUUGA